AUGCAGCUCAAGUCCCUCCUCGUCGCUGCCGCGCUCGCUCUCUCCGCCUCAGCCGCCCCCGCAGUUGAGAAGCGCCAGGGCUACUCCGACUACUUCCCUCCCAUCGGCGAGAUGGCCUACUGCCUCAACCCACUCAACGCCCCUGCCUGCGUCGCCGCCAACGGGCACGCCGAGGUCGCGUCCAGCGCCGCCGCGCGUCUCUUCCCCCGCGACACGCUGCACAACGGGCGGGGCGACGCGUUCCGUCACUGCUACUGGAACGCGCGCAUGGUCAUCGACAUUGGCGCGACCAAGGCCAAGGAGAUUGCGGAUAACCACGAGAUCUACUCGGACGGGCCUAAUGAGGAGAAGUUGAUGGAUUAUGCGAAUAAUGACACCGGACGCAGGAUUGGAGGGAUUGCGUAUGGUGCGAAUAAGAACGCCAAGUAUACGUAUGUGGAGGAUUUGUGCAGGACCUUUGCUAUCAACGGUUUGUUGGUUACUUUGAAGUAG
Molecule: messenger RNA, 492 nt
Organism: Coprinopsis cinerea okayama7#130
Lineage: Eukaryota; Fungi; Basidiomycota; Agaricomycetes; Agaricales; Psathyrellaceae
Product: secreted protein
Exons: 1
Coding region: 1-492 (163 amino acids)
Source: RefSeq, a predicted model, not a curated record